AUGAAAAAGUUGUCGGAGAACCGACCUACGUUUGGCGACUUUGCCAGCUUCUUACUCCACGGAAAAGAAAAUAUUCGUAUAACUGGUGUUGUUGAUGAAGAUGCUAUUAUUAACAGCAACAAUGAAAAGACUCCAAACUCCAAGAAGAAGAAAGGAUCUCCUCUCAGUCGGAAACUGUCACGUCUUCAAAAACUCUCUCGUGCUAACUCAAACAAUAAAGACUCACUUAACGAGGGGGAGGGGUCAGGAGGUGUUACUAAUGAUAAUAGACCGAUAUUAAUGGUUAGGACUGAGAAUGUGUACCAUGAACCUAUUGAGAAGUCACAAGAGAUCAAGGCAUUGUCAGCUGAAGUGAUUAAAACUAUCAGAGACAUCAUUUCAUUGAAUCCACUGUAUAGAGAGUCAUUGGCUCAGAUCAUUGAGGCUGGUAAAAGAGUUAUAGAUGAUCCUACACAUCUUGCUGAUUUUGGAGCUGCACUGACCAGUGGAGAAUCACAUCAAAUUCAAGCAGUUCUUGAAUGUCCAGACAUUCCUGAGCGAUUGAUGUUAACACUUGAACUGCUCAAGAAAGAAUUAGCCAUUGUAACACUACAAAAGAAACUUGGAAAAGAAGUCGAAGAGAAGUUUACUAAAAUGCAGAGGAAAUAUUUAUUACAAGAACAACUGAAAAUAAUAAAGAGAGAACUAGGAAUAGAAAAAGAUGACAAGGAUGCCAUAUUGGACAAGUUUUGUGAAAAGAUAUCGUCGAUGACUGUACCAAAGGAAGUGGAGACUGUGAUUGAAGAAGAACUGAACAAACUGUCCUUCCUUGAUAACCACUCAUCAGAAUUUAAUGUAACAAGGAACUAUCUUGACUGGUUGACCAGUAUACCCUGGGGUAAGACCAGUAAAGAGGACUUCCAUUUAGAGAGGGCUAAGGUUAUACUUGAUGAGGAUCAUUACGGACUCAAGGACAUUAAGGACAGAAUACUGGAGUUCAUUGCAGUCUCAAGAUUGAAAGGAUCAGUUCAAGGAAAGAUACUCUGCUUCGUAGGACCACCUGGUAAUGUACAU
Molecule: messenger RNA, 1053 nt
Organism: Amphimedon queenslandica
Lineage: Eukaryota; Metazoa; Porifera; Demospongiae; Haplosclerida; Niphatidae
Product: lon protease homolog, mitochondrial-like
Exons: 8
Biological process (GO): protein quality control for misfolded or incompletely synthesized proteins; mitochondrion organization; protein catabolic process
Cellular component (GO): mitochondrial matrix
Molecular function (GO): ATP binding; single-stranded DNA binding; ATP-dependent peptidase activity
Source: RefSeq, a predicted model, not a curated record